AUGACAAUAACCAAAGCAGUCCGCAUCGUCGAGGUCGGGCCCCGCGAUGGCCUGCAGAAUAUCAAAGAGCCUGUUCCAACGUCCGUGAAGCUCGAGUUAAUCCAGCGACUACGCGCGACGGGCCUACGGACUAUCGAGUUGACGUCCGUGGUCUCGCCAAAGGCGAUCCCACAGUUGGCGGACUGUCGCGAUGUACUGGGGAAUGAGUCCAUCAGACAACUACAAGGACAAUCGGGCCUUCGGCUGCCUGUCCUUGUGCCAAACCUCAAAGGACUGGAUAUUGCGAUCGAGCAUGGAGUCAAGGAGGUUGCGGUGUUCGUGAGUGCGACGGAGGGGUUCAGUAAAGCCAAUAUCAACUGCACAGUGCAGCAGGGCAUAGAACGAGCAAAGGCCGUAGCGAGGAAAGCGAUUGAGUGUGGGAUUACCGUCCGAGGGUAUGUCUCUUGUAUUUUCUCAGACCCAUUCGAUGGACCUACUGAGCCAUCGGCGGUGCUACACUUCGUUCAAGAGUUGCUAGAUAUGGGCUGCUACGAAGUCAGCCUAGGCGACACACUCGGUGUCGGCAGCCCCGACAAAGUCCGCAGCCUGCUUCACUACCUAGCCGACCACCGCAUCCCGCUCGACAAAAUGGCGGGCCACUUCCACGAUACCUACGGCCAGGCGGUCGCCAAUGUCUGGGAAGCGUACAACUGCGGCGUGCGGGUGUUUGAUAGCAGCGUGGGUGGUCUGGGGGGAUGUCCCUAUGCGCCAGGGGCCAAAGGGAACGUCGCGACGGAGGAUCUGGUGUACAUGUUUGAAUCGGCGGGUAUCGACACGGGUGUUGACCUGCUCAAGCUCGUCGAGACGGGUGUGUGGAUCUCUCAGCGGCUGUCCAAGACUAAUGCCAGUCGUGCUGGGACCGCGCUGGCUGCGAAGCACGGCCUUGUUUCGUCCAAACGGUCGUCGUCGUUGUCCCGAACAGCCAACAAGAAACACAUAUCCUGGACUAUGGUCAAAGAUCCAAACGGUUCGUUAGCCUAUCGCUCUGGCGUAAACGUCAAGCCUAUCAUCAACCGACCAAAGAAGGGCAACCUUACCUCCUCCGGCUCGUCGAGGACCUCACAGCCGACCCCUCCGUCUUCCGACUCCUCAUCACAGGAAGACGGCAGUCCUUCUGCACAGGCAUGGAUAUCAACAAGGGCUGUACACCUGUAG
This is a messenger RNA of Aspergillus lentulus, 1194 nucleotides long. RefSeq names its product hydroxymethylglutaryl-CoA lyase. Gene Ontology annotation, molecular function: hydroxymethylglutaryl-CoA lyase activity. Lineage: Eukaryota; Fungi; Ascomycota; Eurotiomycetes; Eurotiales; Aspergillaceae. The record is from RefSeq and is a predicted model, not a curated record. Gene Ontology annotation, biological process: L-leucine catabolic process; ketone body biosynthetic process.